Camelina sativa (false flax) is the source of this 2349-nucleotide messenger RNA. NCBI's taxonomy places the organism in Eukaryota, Viridiplantae, Streptophyta, Magnoliopsida, Brassicales, Brassicaceae. The record is from RefSeq and is a predicted model, not a curated record.
GCUGCGUUGUUUUGAGCUAACCUAGAUGGAGAAAAAAAGCCGCACAAAUAUAGAAGCUACUGUUCAUCUUCUUUGAUUUUGAAGUUCUCGUAAAGCGAUCCUAACUGCUUCUCAAUCUCCAAUACUUAGUGCUCCAAAAACAAUUCUCGUAUAAUGGCUUCGUCAUCAACAUCAGAUUCUACUACAGUUCCUGAGACUACAAAUUUGCAGAGAAAAUCAAAUGAUGUUGGCUGGGAGUUUGGAAUGUUGGUAAAUCCCAAAAAUUUGGACAAAAUGAAAUGCAAAUUAUGUGGAAAGGAGUUUUCUGGAGGAAUACAUAGACUGAAGCAACAUGUUGCUAGAAUACAAGGGAAUGUUGCACCUUGCCCAAAAUCUAAAAAAGAAGACCAGGAAAAGUGCAAGUUAGCAAUUCUAGAAGCAAAAAAUAAGAAGAAAAGAGUUCGAAUGGCAGAUCUGGAAACUAGAAAGACGGUAAAUAUUGAUGAAAACCAAGAGGGGGAUGAAGAAGUUAUUGAGGUAGAAGGGAUGGGAGCAAACAAAAGUGCUCGCAUGCUUGGUCCUAUAGAUAGAUUUACUUCAAGCAUCAAUCCUGAAACUCCUAAAGGUCCAAUAUUGACACAACAACAACAGCAUAUCAAGAAUGUUAUUGCAAAGGAUAGAUUACAUGUGGUGCAUCAAUAUGUUGCUAGAUGGGUGUAUUCUCAUGGCAUUCCUUUUAAUGCUAUUGCAAAUGAUGAUUUUAAGAGAAUGCUUGAGGCUGCUGGACAAUUUGGACCAGGUGUUACUCCACCUAGUCAAUAUCAGUUGAGGGAGCCUUUGUUAAAGGAAGAGGUUGAUCGAGUGAAAGGUUUGAUGAAAGAACAAGAAGAUGAGUGGAAAGUGAACGGCUGUUCCAUUAUGACAGAUUCUUGGUCAGACAGAAAAAGAAGAUCAAUCAUGAAUUUGUGUAUCAACUGCAAAGAAGGUGCCAUGUUUCUCUCCUCUAAAGAUUGCUCUGAUGAUUCCCAUACAGGUGAAUAUAUAUUUGCGUAUGUCAAUGAGUGCAUCGAAAAAUUAGGUGGAGAUCAUGUAGUUCAAGUAGUAACAGACAAUGCCACUAACAACAUGGCUGCUGCAAAGUUGUUAAAAGAGGUGAGACCCACCAUAUUUUGGACCUCUUGUGCAACGCAUACAAUUAAUCUCAUGGUGGAAGGCAUUUCUAAACUUCCUGUGUUUGAAGAAACAAUUAAAAUGGCGAAGGCAUUUACCAUUUUUAUAUACGCUCAUCACCAGACCUUGUCCAUGAUGAGAAAAUUUACUAAGAGAAAAGACAUUGUUAGGCCUGGAGUAACUAGAUUUGCAUCUGCAUUUCUUACUUUGCAAAGUUUGGUAGAGAAGGAAGAAAGUUUAAAGAUGAUGUUUGCUAGCCAUCAAUGGAAACAAUGUAAAUGGGCAAAGCAUGCUAAAGGACUCGCAGCCCGUAACACAACAACCAGUAUGGAAUUUUGGGAUGGUAUGGAAAUGUGUUUGAAAGUCUUUGCACCGUUGGUUAGAGUACUUAGAUUGGUUGAUGGAGAUCAGAAGCCGACAAUGGGUUUUCUACAUGGAGAGUUAAAAGAGGCAAAGAAAGAGAUAUGUAAGGCACUAGGAAAUCUUGAGAAGAAUUAUAGACCUGUACUUAAUAUCAUUGAUCAGAAGGGUAAAGAUCGACUUGAUAGUCCUCUUCAUUGGGUGGCAUAUUUUUUGAAUCCUUAUUAUUUUUAUAAGGAUUCGAGUAUCCAAUUCGACCGAGAUGUGGUUACCGCUACUUUUAAAUGUGUUGAUGCAUUUUUUCCUAAUGAUCUUAAUACUCAGACAUUUGUCAUCAACACUGAACUUUCAAUGUAUACAAGAAAAGAGGGAAACUUUGGACAUCCAACAGCCAUUAAAGGAUGCUCCAAGAAUGAUGAAAAUUUUGAUCCAGUUCAAUGGUGGAACUUUUAUGGAGUUGAAGUUCCUAAACUACAAACAAUGGCAAAAAAGAUUUUGUCUUUGACGACUAGCUCAUCAGGAUGUGAGCGUAAUUGGAGUACUUUUGAAGGGGUGCACACCAAAAAGCGAAAUAAACUUGAAACAAAACGGUUGAACAAUCUUGUUUAUGUCCAAUUCAACAUGAGACUGUUGGCCAAACGAAAGAAGCAAAAAGAUAAGAAUAUGGACAUACUAGUUGCAAAUACUGCUGUUCAUGCUCAAGAUUGGAUUGUUGAAGAUGCAUAUGUGGAACUAGGAGACACAACCACACAUGAAGAUUUGGUUAGGGAGCUUGAUGAAUCUGAUGAAGGCGAAGAAGUUGAUAUUGAUUUUGAAUCAGAUGAUGAGCAUGGAUUUUAG